Cladophialophora carrionii CBS 160.54 is the source of this 1170-nucleotide messenger RNA. RefSeq lists its product as uncharacterized. Bases 1 to 1170 code for a protein of 389 amino acids. Lineage: Eukaryota; Fungi; Ascomycota; Eurotiomycetes; Chaetothyriales; Herpotrichiellaceae. The transcript has a single exon. The record is from RefSeq and is a predicted model, not a curated record.
AUGCCACCCAAGAAGCUGCCACCGCGAACAUCGCAGAAGAACCCGCAACCCCAGACGCCACAGCAGAAGCCGCAAACACAGACGCCACAGCAACAGCAACAACCACAGAGUGCUCCCAAACCCAAAGGCAACAAUACAUCUCCAACCCCUGCGACCGAACCAGCCAUCCCGGAGCAUGAAGUGAAACAAAGCUCGUCCGUGAGCGCCCAGCUCGCCCUGGAAGCCGCCAAAAAGGCUUAUGAACUCCGUCAAGCAGCAUAUGGCGCCGGGGAUCCCAAUGCCCGCGAAGAAAUCCUGGCCAAAGCCAUCAACAAGGAGGUCGAGGCCGAAUCAUUUGGCAAGGCCGCGAAAUAUACUCGCUCCGGCGCGUUUCAGGGCCUUGCAGCCGGUGCUGGCCUCGGCGUCCAACCCGGUGUCACACUAGGGAAAUUGACCGGCGCACUGGUAGGCGGUGUAGUGUCUUCGGCGGGCGCUUUACUGGGUGGAGGGAUUGGUUCUGCAUACGGUGCCAUCAGUGGUCCGUUCUGGGAUUUGGGCCAGAUGGCAAGUCAGGGCGUAAGGAGUAUUGUGGGAGAUUUUCCGAGCUGGGAAGCUACGUCAAGCCAGAAGAAGGCGCUGGAGAAGAUGGUGAUGGGCGCGCAGCAGACAAAGGCUCCCACUCAAGAAGAAUUGGAGGAGAUGCGAGCCGAUAACGGAGGUCGACGUCAGGAGGACUACCAGCAAUGGGCUACGGAUUUGACAAGCUACAUUCCCAGUAUGCCAUCCAUGCCGAAAAAGCCCUCAAUGCCUUCGAUGCCGUCCAUACCAGGACUAGGGGGACAAUCCAAAGGGAAUAACGCUACCUCAGCUGGAAACAAGUCAAAGACCUCAACAGCAUCACCACAGAGCCAGCAACCGAAAGCAUCAGCAAAGCCUGAGGCGCCUUCAAAGCCGCAGACGACUUCAAGAUCCGAAGUCCCCUCAAAGCCUCAAGCUGUACGUCCAGAAGCACUCAGUCAGACCUCGAAAUCACAGUCUCCACCAAAUGCAGAUGAAAAGGCGCCCAGGAAGAAGCCGAAGAAGCUAGAGACCAGAUCAACAGGAACCCCUUCACAGUCUAGCCAGUCUACCACUCGAAGGAAGCCACCGAAAUUGGAAACGCGUUCUAAAACCACGACAGCAAAUUCAUAG